AUGUUCAAAAGCCGCAGCGAGGGCAAUGUUGUUUACAAGUGCACGGUUCGGCUGCUGGAGGAUCUCGAUGUCCUGGAAUGCGAAUUUCAGCCACAUCACAAGGGUAGCUUUCUGCUCGACUACGUCUGCGAGCAGCUGGAAAUCACCGAAAAGGACUAUUUUGGGCUCCGGUUCGUGGACUCCGCGAAGCAAAGGCAUUGGUUGGAUCUGGCAAAAACUAUAAUCAAACAAGUUAAAGAUGUGGACCCACUCGUACUUUCGUUCCGUGUCAAAUUCUACCCAGCCGAUCCCCUUCGGCUGACCAUCAAUGGAAAACUGAUGCUUUACCAGCAACUGAAACGUGAUCUUCGACAUGGCCGGUUGUACUGUUCUGCAGGCGAAGCAGCGGCUCUGGGGGCUCUAAUAGUACAAGAUGAACUCGGUGAUUUCGAUGCGGAAUCACACACCGGCGAGUACGUAUCGUCGCUCAAGAUCGCGCUGCGACAAUCGGAACAGCUCGAAAAGAAGGCAAUGGAGCUGCACCAGAAGCGCGAACCGGGCCAAGAAACGAUCGCCGUGUACGACGAGUUUGUCGGGAUCGCGCGCAGCCUCGAAACGUACGGUAUCGAUCCGCAUCCGGUCAAGGAUCACCGCGGUACACAGCUUUAUCUGGGAAUCAACUUCUCCGGCAUCAGCACGUUUGCGGCCGGACGGCGAACGCAACACUUCCGCUGGCCCGAGGUGCACAAGAUCAACUUUGAGGGCAAGAUGUUCAUCAUCCAUCUGGCGUACUCCGAGGAUCGAAGGGAAGUGAAAAAACACACCGUUGGGUUUAAGUGUCCGUCAGGAUCGGCCUGUCGGUACGUGUGGCGAUGUUCCAUCGAGCAGAUGCUAUUUUUUACUCUUCCAACUAGCCAACACGCUUCCGUUGUGUCCGGAGGUGGAUUUUUCUCAUGGGGUACGAAGUUCCGCUACUCAGGACGCACCGAACGCGAGCUAAUGUCCGAGGCACUGCAAGCUUUGCGACAGCAAAAGCUCAACAACACCAGCCCCAGCAAAAGGAAAGCCCAAAGCGUCCCGGCGACACCCUCGAGCCCACAAGGAGACCUGGCGGAAAUCCGUAAGUCCCGAUAUAGUAGCCUUCCACGAUCGACCAUGUCGGAGCCGCUGGGUGGUUGCGGCGAUCAUAUGGCAUCGUCCGUGUACUGCACCGACAAUCCACUGCCAACGCUAGAGACUGUGUCGGAGGAGGCGCGCAAAACGAAUGGGGAAAGCAACGAUCACCUGUCCGACUACUACUUCCGGGAUUCGUUCGAUCACUCGUCGUCCGAGUCCGGGUUUACGGCGGGUAACAGCGCGAACGCAACCGGCGAUCAUCAUCAUCAUCGGCAUCACGGUAGCGUCACGAUCGGUGGUCAUCAUCAUCUCCACCAUCAUCACAGGCAGGCGUACACGACAGAUAAUAUCCCGGCGUUGGCGAUCCACAGUGUGACGAACCAUGCGGCCAGUAUCAUUCAGCAGCAGAAUGCGAGUAAUAGUGCGAAGAACGCGAAAAAGUUCUCACUGCUGCAGGCGUUCGUCCCGUCGUUCAUCUUCGUUGUGGUGGUGUUGAUCGUGUCGGCGAUCUACAUCCUCGAGACGGACUCGGAGCUGUUCGCUUCGAUGCGCAACUGGCCGGAAAUGAUCUGCCUGCGUUACCAAUACUACCAGCCGUUGAAGGAGUUCUUGGCCAAAAAGUUUGGCGCCAUAUUUUGA
Molecule: messenger RNA, 1734 nt
Organism: Anopheles nili
Lineage: Eukaryota; Metazoa; Arthropoda; Insecta; Diptera; Culicidae
Gene: Frmd5
Product: FERM domain-containing protein 5
Exons: 8
Coding region: 1-1734 (577 amino acids)
Cellular component (GO): cytoskeleton
Molecular function (GO): cytoskeletal protein binding
Source: RefSeq, a predicted model, not a curated record